GCGAUGAUUGAAGCGGAGGUAGCAGGGAAAACCAAAAGUAAAAUCCCACCCUUUCCCCGAUGCUCUCUUCUUUUUGAUGAGUCCUUUCUUCGGCGAGAAAAAAGUUGCAAACUUUAGAUCCGAUAUCGAUCGGAAAACACCCAAAUCCGAUCAUGAAGAGAGGUCAGAAUCGUUUCCGAUUAAUCGACCCAGGCUCUUCUUCUUCGUCUUCCUCCUCGCCUGUUCCCAAGGGUAAGAUGGUCAAGGAGGAAGACGACGGCGGCGGCAUGGAUGAGCUCCUCGCCGUCCUCGGCUACAAGGUCAGGUCCUCCGAAAUGGCGGACGUUGCUCAGAAGCUUGAGCAGCUCGAGGAGAUGAUGGGUAAUGUCCAGGAGGAUGGGCUGUCUCAUCUCGCGACGGAGACCGUACACCACAACCCGUCUGAGCUGUGUACCUGGCUCGACUCCAUGUUGACGGAGCUCAAUCCUCUGCCGUCGGCUUCUACAUCGGCGGUCGGGGCAGGACCGAUAGAUAUGGAUACUUCGUUUCUCACCCGCGCUGAAUCCUCUACGAUCAGUUCGAUCGGGUUCGGGGCUCCGAAUCAGCAGUCUCGGGUCUUCGAUGAACCGUCUUCUUCGGAUUACGAUCUGAAAGCCAUCGCCGGAAACGCGAUUUACCCGCAGGCACAGAACCAGCUGGUGUUCGAUUCGUCGUCUUCGUCCAACCAUGGUGGGAACCCUAACAAGCGGUUGAAAUGCUCAAUCUCCGAUUCCGUGUAUGCUUCGACGUCCACGGCCCCGCAGAUCGGCGACUGCGUCGGGACGAAGAUGACCCUCUCCGAGUCAACUCGGGCGGUGGUUCUGGUGGACUCGCAGGAAAAUGGUAUCCGUCUGGUCCAUGCGCUCAUGGCGUGCGCGGAAGCCGUCCAGAAGAACAACCUAACCUUAGCAGAAGCUCUGGUAAAGCAAAUCGGCUUGUUGGCGGUGUCUCAGGCCGGCGCCAUGCGAAAGGUCGCCACUUACUUCGCCGAAGCACUCGCACGGCGGAUCUACCGCCUCUCUCCGCCGCAGGACCCGCCGGGUCACUCUCUUUCCGACACUCUUCAGAUGCACUUCUACGAGACGUGUCCGUACCUCAAGUUCGCCCACUUCACGGCAAACCAAGCCAUCCUUGAAGCUUUUGAAGGCAAGAAAAGGGUUCAUGUCAUCGAUUUCUCCAUGAACCAAGGUCUGCAAUGGCCAGCGCUCAUGGAGGCCCUCGCGCUCCGCCCCGGGGGUCCUCCCGCUUUCCGGCUUACCGGAAUCGGACCUCCGGCGCCGGAUAACACCGAUUACCUUCACGAUAUCGGCUGUAAUCUGGCUCAGCUGGCGGAGGUGUUUCACGUCGAGUUUGAGUAUCGGGGCUUGGUCGCGAACAGCUUGGCCGAUCUCGAAGCGUCAGUUCUGGAGCUCAGGCCAACAGAGAUCGAGUCGGUGGCUGUCAACUCCGUGUUCGAGCUGCACAAGCUCCUGGCCAGACCCGGGGCGAUCGAGAAGGUUCUAGGAGUGGUGAGACAGAUAAAACCGGAAAUCUUCACUGUCGUCGAGCAAGAAUCGAACCACAACAGCCCAGCUUUCUUGAACCGGUUUACCGAGUCGCUGCAUUACUACUCGACCAUGUUCGACUCGUUGGAAGGAGUGGGAAACAGCCAAGACAAAGUCAUGUCCGAAGUCUACUUGGGGAAGCAGAUCUGCAACGUGGUGGCUUGCGAGGGCCCGGACCGGGUCGAGCGUCACGAGUCGCUGGCUCAGUGGCGGACCCGGUUCGAGUUGGCGGGUUUUUCACCGGCCCAUCUCGGUUCGAAUGCGUUCAAGCAGGCGAGUAUGAUUUUGUCUCUGUUUAACGGCGGCCAGGGUUAUGGCGUGGAGGAGAACGACGGUUGCUUGAUGUUGGGUUGGCACACUCGGCCGCUUAUAACCACAUCGGCCUGGAAACUCGCCGGCGGACCCGUGAUGGCUCAAUGAGCCGACUCGUCAUGCUUGGCGAUUUGAUGUCUGACCGAGCUGACUCGGUCUUUCGAGGAACUUUGUUCCGGGUCGCGAAUCGCUGUCAAAGCUAAUCUGAACCAAAUCGAACUAAACCGGAACAAACCGAACCGCUUUUUUUCCUUUCACCAUUUUCAGUUUUAACUUUUAAGUUCUCGUUCUGUCCUGAAUUUAGGUUUAGUUUAAAUCGCGCAAUCGGCCUAAAUCGGUUCUUUUCUUGAAACCUCGGGAGUGUAAAUUACUUGGACAAGGUAUGUCUUAUAUAUGGGUUUGGUGCGAAUAAAGUGACUUGAAUA
Molecule: messenger RNA, 2299 nt
Organism: Tarenaya hassleriana
Lineage: Eukaryota; Viridiplantae; Streptophyta; Magnoliopsida; Brassicales; Cleomaceae
Product: DELLA protein GAI-like
Exons: 1
Coding region: 153-1982 (609 amino acids)
Biological process (GO): response to abscisic acid; regulation of seed dormancy process; negative regulation of seed germination
Cellular component (GO): nucleus
Molecular function (GO): DNA-binding transcription factor activity; sequence-specific DNA binding
Source: RefSeq, a predicted model, not a curated record